Lecanosticta acicola is the source of this 2364-nucleotide messenger RNA. Lineage: Eukaryota; Fungi; Ascomycota; Dothideomycetes; Mycosphaerellales; Mycosphaerellaceae. The record is from the annotation of a GenBank genome assembly.
AUGGCCGAGAAGCCAUCGCGACAGCUCAAUCGUGCCCUCCUGUCGCCCAAACAAAUACCCAUGAUGGGACGCCUGGACCAAGUUCAGAACACAUGUUUUCCGAUUCCGGAAUUCAAAAGAUGGAACAACAACGGUGAGAGAGGAUUCAUUCGCCCUGCGAAGGCACGCCUCCUGCGUCCAAGGCCACUUAAUGACUUGAGGCCUCCUCUUCUCUUUCUCUUUUGCUUCUCUCUCCAACAAGCAUCUACAGCGUCGUCACACACUACACUCUGUUGUCCCUUUCGGCCUUCGGGUCUCAUACACUCUUUGUUGGCUAUCACCCCGUCCACUCACUGAAUUGUCUAUUACCGGAUUCCAAAUUAAUGGUAAUUCCUGCUAGUACCAAUGCAUUCUCCUUCUAGCCUGGCCCUCAUCGCGUUUGCGAUUCAGUCGACCUACGCCAACCUUGGUCUACCUCCCAGAUAUGGAGCGCCAAGCGGCUCUGCUGGACUUCCAGCAUAUGGGGCCCCAGAGGAGAUUAGCUCUGUCGAAGCUCCAGUAUACUCUGCGCCUACAAUGAGCUCCUACGAGGCUCCAACGUCCGAGCCUCCAUCGUCUGAGGCUCCACCUUCUGAGCCUCCAGCACCUACGACCAGCACCUACUACGCUCCAUCGUCUGAGGCUCCAUCAUCUGAGGCUGCGCCUACGACUAGCUCCUACUACCCUCCAUCGUCUUGGGCCCCAUCAUCCGAGGCUGCGCCGUCGACUAGCUCCUACUACCCUCCAUCGUCUUGGGCUCCCUCAUCUGAGGCUGCGCCUACGACCAGCUCCUACUACCCUCCAUCGUCUUGGGCCCCAUCAUCCGAGGCUGCGCCGUCGACUAGCUCCUACUACCCUCAAUCGUCUUGGGCUCCCUCAUCUGAGGCUGCGCCUACGACCAGCUCCUACUACGCUCCGUCGUCUUGGGCUCCGUCGUCCUGGGUUCCAUCAUCUGAGGCUGCGCCUACGACUAGCUCCUACUCCGCUCCGUCGUCUUGGGCUCCGUCGUCUUGGGCUCCAUCAUCUGAGGCUGCGCCUACGACUAGCUCCUACGAGGCUCCAUCAUCUGAGGCUGCGCCUACGACCAGCUCCUACGAGGAUCUAUCGUCUUGGGCUGCGCCUACAACCAGCUCUUACGAAGGUUCAACGUCCGGGGCUCCUGCGACUACGACCAGCUCCUACGAGGCUUUAACGUUCGGGGCUCCAGCCCCAACAUACUCUGCACCUGCGAACAUCUCCGUCGAGGCUCCCAACUAUGGAACCCCAGCCCUAACGUACUCUGCGCCUGCGACUAGCUCCUACGGGACUUCAACAUACGAGGCUCCGAACUACUCUGCGCCUGCCAACAUCUCCGUUGCAGCUCCUAAAUACGGAGCUCCUCCAUACUCUGCACCGCAGCACAGCGCACCAUCUGUGUCCCUCCCAAGUGUGAGCAUGCCAGCUUACUCUGCGCCGUCUGGGUACGCUCCUGAGGGCUACGGCAAGCCACCCGUAUACACUCCUGCCACCUCCACGGUUGUUCCACAAUACACCCCGCCCGCUCACGCACCAGGCCCUCAGAACCCAGCACCAUAUGUGCCAGCAAACAGCGCUCCAGCGCCGAGCGUGCCAGCGGAGUCUCCUGCGCCGUUCCCUGUACCAACUCCCCUGUCGCCUCCCGGAUACUCGGCACCAGCCGAGUCCAGCGCGGUCACCACAGAUGUUACCGUUGUCACUUCCACCAUUUAUGAGACAAUUGUGGAGUGCAAGACCGCCCCUACAGCCAGCGGCUCUCCAAGCACAUGGACCGAGAAGUCUGUCUCUACCUACGAGACUACCUGGACCUCUACCAUCAUGCUCACUGCUGCCCAGUACAUCACCAUCUCCUACGCCAGCAGCUAUGGCCCUUGGACGUCUCCAGCUGCUGCUGAGCCAACUGCUGCCGCUCCUGGACCAGAAGGACCUGCUGCCUCCCCAGCGCCAGCCCCCGCUCAGCCACAGGGACCCAAGGGCGGUGCCGGGAAUGGCGGUGCUCCAUCCUAUCCAGCAGGCACCGGCAAGCCCAUCGCACCUCAAGGCUCUGGUGCUGGCGUGGGCGCUGCCCCAUUCUACCCAGCUGGCAACGCCACCUCUCCCAACGCCUCUCGCAGCAGUCCCAGCAUAGUUUACGUCACCCCCGUCUCGGCCGCCUCCACGAUUCCUGGUGUUCCUCCUCCAGAGAACACCGAGACCGUCGUGCCAAUCCCAUCGGCAUCUGCAACUGGCGCGCCCUCUGGCCCCGCGGCCUAUACCGGCGCCGCCAAUGUCAACUCGUUCAGUCUCCUUGCUAUCGUUAUCAUUAGCGCUGCAGCAGCCUUCAUGAUGUAG